AUGGACUGGGCACACAGGAGAUUCGUCCCGUCCUCUCUCGACGCUGUUGAAAACACUGAGGAGUACAGACCGGGAGGGUUUCAUCCGAUAGCCAUCGGUGACUGUUACGCCAAUGGACGUUAUCGAGUUCUUCACAAGCUCGGCCACGGGGGAAGUUCUACUGUCUGGCUAGCCCGCGACUACCAGCAAAACCACCCGCAUGGCAGACUGGUAGCAUUGAAGGCCAUGCGCGCCGAUGACUCAAGUGCGGCCGUAGACAAGAUACCCGAGUUGGUCAUUUCGGACGCGCUCCGUAGGAUCGCUAGCCCUUUCGAUUUCCAGAUCGUGGACUAUCACUUCCUCGUACAAGGUCCGAACGGAUGUCAUCGAUUCCUCGCCUGUCCGUUAGCAGGCCCCAGCGUCCAUACUAUCGCGCUCUGCGAAGGCAGACCAGCUGGUAGUCGACGAUUACGCGGCGAUUUGGCGAGGAAGGUAGCGAAGCAGACCGCGUUGGCGAUAUGGUGCAUGCAUCUCUCAGGCAUCGUUCAUGGAGAUCUGACCGCAUCCAACAUCUUAUUCCGUGUGGCGGCGCCUGUCGUUGACUGGACGGAUGAGGAGUUCGAGCCGCAUGCACCCGCUAAGAUCAUUGAACCGGCGAAUCUUGCUCGACUAGCAGACUUGUCGCUUUUGCAAGAACGCAUUCUCCUCAUCGACUUCGGCCAGUCCUACAUGAUAUCCCACCCGCCCAAGAACUAUGAGCCUGCCACAACCAUACACUACAAGCCACCAGAGAUGCGCUUCGAGGGGCGUGCAGGCCCCGAGGCUGACGUGUGGGCACUCGCAUGCGCUAUUUUCGAGAUUCGAGUGGGGUAUCCCCUCUUUGAUCCUUUCUUUCCAACCACCACGAGCAUACUGAGACAAACCGUCGCGACCCUUGGGCGGUUACCAGAUCCCUGGUGGCAGGCCUUCGAGGAGCGGACCGUGUGGUUCGAGGACGACGGUCAGCCAAAGAACCCCGAUUCCCAGAUUUCUAUCGCAGACUUGCUGCGCUCCAUAGGCACCGACGAUGUGCCGUCAUCCGUGGACGAGGGCCCGAUGAUAGAGAAAUGCGGGGUUAGGUUAUCGAAUGAGGAAGUGGAACUAUUGGUGGACCUGUCGGGGAGAAUGUUGAGAUAUCGGCCAGAGGAGAGGGCUACUAUGAAGGAGGUCGUCGAGCACAGGUGGUUUAGGCUCUGAAAGCAAUGACUGCAUUUCUAUGUAGGACCGUCAGCGUUGUUGUUAUGAUAAUAUCGUUAACGUUCAGUGUAG
Molecule: messenger RNA, 1287 nt
Organism: Punctularia strigosozonata HHB-11173 SS5
Lineage: Eukaryota; Fungi; Basidiomycota; Agaricomycetes; Corticiales; Punctulariaceae
Product: kinase-like protein
Exons: 3
Coding region: 1-1215 (404 amino acids)
Biological process (GO): protein phosphorylation
Molecular function (GO): protein kinase activity; ATP binding
Source: RefSeq, a predicted model, not a curated record